Eublepharis macularius is the source of this 4061-nucleotide messenger RNA. Its product is annotated as zinc finger protein 883-like. The transcript is spliced from 3 exons. NCBI's taxonomy places the organism in Eukaryota, Metazoa, Chordata, Lepidosauria, Squamata, Eublepharidae. The record is from RefSeq and is a predicted model, not a curated record. Gene Ontology annotation, molecular function: DNA-binding transcription factor activity; RNA polymerase II cis-regulatory region sequence-specific DNA binding. Bases 243 to 2132 code for a protein of 629 amino acids. Gene Ontology annotation, biological process: regulation of transcription by RNA polymerase II.
UGUCAGAAGCCGUGAAGCUCCGGGCCGGAAAGGCUUCCUCUCCUGCCCCUCCUCAGAGGCGCUUCAGUGUCGGCAGCUGCCCCGCCCGGACCGAAGAGCUGUCACAGGGACGCUCCGGGUUUGUCCCCCCGCCUGGGCUCUGGUAGUUGCAGGGGAGUGAGUGCAAUUCCCGGGCGCGGCCAGGCCUUUCUUCGUUCCCGGGGAGAAAAGGAAGCCAGGCGGGGAGUGGGGGGGACGGGACCAUGGAGGCCUGCGGGGCUGUUCCUCUUUUUCGUCUGCCUCGACUGGAGGGGGACUUUGGCCUCCGCCCCUCUGCGGGAAAGGCAUUCCCAAAGUCCUUUCUGGAAGUAGCUGUGUUCUUCACGGAGGAGGAAUGGGCUCUCCUGGAUCCAGGCCAAAGAAAACUCUACUGGGAAGUGAUGGAGGAGAAUUACGAGACCGUGGCCUCCCUUGCUGCAUAUGUGAGGGAGUUGGCAAUUGAGAAGGAACCAGGAAGAGCAAUUAUGGAAAGAGAUGAAGAUCUGAAGGGAGAAGCAAAAUCUGGGGAACAAGUGGUACCAAAGAAGUGGCAGAGAAGCAAAAGGGAAGCAAAACAGAAGCAGAGGAAGAAAUUCCUUGCCCAUCAGAGCAGGAAGAUACUUGAGGUCCCAGGCAAACUCCAAGUUAAAAUAUGCCAGAAAAUUACAACAUGGCGGAAAACAUAUAAAUGCCUGAAGUGUGGGAAGACCUUCGUUCAGAAUAGCAAGUUGGCUAAACAUCAGAGGAUACACACAGGGGUGAAGCCAUAUAAAUGCUUCGAGUGUGGUAAGAGCUUCUCUCAGACUGACAAGCUAACUAGCCAUCAAAAGCUUCACACAGGGGAGAAGCCAUAUAAAUGCUUGGAGUGUGGGAAGGGCUUCUUUUACAAUAUCAGCCUAACUAUCCAUCACAGGGUUCACACAGGGGAGAAGCCAUAUAAAUGCUUGGAGUGUGGGAAGAGUUUCUCUCACAGUGCUGACCUCACUAAACAUCACAGGAUUCACACAGGGGAGAAGCCAUAUACAUGCUUGGAAUGUGGGAAGAGUUUCUCUGACAGUGGUGUAUUCACUAAACAUCAAAGGAUUCACACAGGGGAGAGGCCAUAUAAAUGCUUGGAGUGUGGAAAGAGCUUCUCUCGCAGUGACAGCCUCACUAGCCACCAAAAGGUUCACACAGGUGAGAAGCCAUAUAAAUGUUUGGAGUGUGCAAAGAGCUUCUCUCGCAGCAGUGAGCUCACUAAACAUCACAGGAUUCACACGGGGGAGAAGCCGUAUAAAUGCUUGGAGUGUGGAAAAAGCUUCUCUCAUAAUAGCACCCUAAUUAGCCAUCAAAAGGUUCACACAGGUGAGAAGCCAUAUAAAUGUUUGGAGUGUGCAAAGAGCUUCUCUCACAGUAGUGCGCUCACUAAACAUCACAGGAUUCACACAGGGGAGAAGCCAUAUAAGUGUUUGGAAUGUGGGAAGAGCUUUUCUCGCAAGGGUAACCUCACUAAACAUCGUAUUAUUCACACAGGAGAGAAGCCAUAUAAAUGCUUGGAGUGUGGGAAGGGCUUCUCUCAGAGUGACAGCCUAACUCUCCAUCAAAGGGUUCACACAGGGGAGAAGCCGUAUAAAUGCUUGGAGUGUGGGAAGAGUUUCUCUCACAGUGCUGACCUCACUAAACAUCACAGGAUUCACACAGGGGAGAAGCCAUAUACAUGCUUGGAAUGUGGGAAGAGUUUCUCUCACAGUGGUGGCCUCACUAAACAUCACAGGAUUCACACAGGGGAGAAGCCAUAUACAUGCUUGGAAUGUGGAAUGAGCUUUUCUCAGAAGAGCAACCUCACUAAGCAUCACAGGAUUCACACAGGGGAGAAGCCAUAUACAUGCUUGGAAUGUGGGAAGAGUUUCUCUCACAGUGGUGGCCUCACUGAUCAUCACAGGAUUCACACAGGGGACAAGCCAUAUAAAUGCUUGGAAUGUGGGAAGAGCUUCUCUCUCAAUGGUAGCCUCACUAAACAUCAUAGGAUUCACACAGGGGAGAAGCCAUAUAAAUGCUUGGAGUGUGGAAAGAGCUUCUCUCGCAAUGACAGCCUCACUAGCCAUCAAAAGAUUCACACAGUGGAGAAGCGGUAGAAAUGCUUGGAGUGUACAAAUAGCUUCUCACUGAAGGGCAGGUUAACCAGCAAUCAAAAGGUUCAUGCAGGGAAGAAAACUUAUAAAUGAUGGUAAUGUACUGGUGACCUCACUAUCAGAGAGGGGGAAAAGGAGUGAGUGUCCUCCCAGCAGACAGGCAAUUAAUUUUCGAGCACAGUUAACAAAAUAAAGCUUUUUACCACUGUGAUGAGAGACUAACCAUAACUGAAGUGGCUUCUUGGGUAGAAGAUCUAAUUACCAAAUUACAACAAGCCUCCAAGCUAAUGACUGAAAUAUUAAAUAUCGAUGGGUUAUUUGGAGCGUAAGCGGACAAAAAUAAAAUAAAAGAUUGUAACACAGACCAAAUUUCUAAGGAGACAGAACCAUCUGAAAGAAAAACAGAACGAGGAGAGACAAAUCUACUGAGUCUACAAAAUGGUGGCAAUACAAAGAAACUACGAAACUGACCUGCAAGGAGAGAAUCCAGCAUCUUACUACUGAAUGAAGGGGCUCCCAGUCAAAGAAUUAAACGGAGAAGAAAUAAGAUUUUUGCUGACCCCCCUGAAUUCGAUGGAAGAUAAGAAAAUUUACUUUCUGUGGCCUAGAUGGAAUAAAGAUUGGAUGUAUCACUUUACAGGAAGGAGGAGGGAAAAAGAGAGAGAAGACGCAACAUUCUCGCUGAUCCCCCCCCGAACUGGAUGGAAGACACAGAAAACUUUCCCUUGACGGCCCAGAUGAAUAAAGAUUGUGUGUGUGUGUGUGUGUGUGUGUGUGUUUGUAUAACACCAUCUAUUUUGUAUGUGUAUCGAAGGAUUAAGAGGGGGGGCUGAGGGAGCUAAAGAUCUUUCUUUUUUGCUAUUAUUGCUCUCUUUUUUGGAGAAAUAUGGAUUAUGAUCUCGAUUUGUUUUAUACGUUAAAUGAUAUGUAACAAUCUAAUGGAAGCUCUUGAGGCUCUGUAUUAUAAUAGACUUUGAAUGUUUACUGCCAAAGGGAUGAUCUUAGUCUUUCUUCUUAGAUUAUAAAUGAGUGUUUAAAGUCAAGUAGCCGACUGCUCUUUUAUAAUUUUAAGACUAUGAAAAUUCAAGGAAGAGGGCAGAUGGUCAAGAUAAAGUAGAUGAAGGACCCAGUUUUCCUUUCCCCUUGUUUUCUCUUUUUUAAAAAAAUAAUAAUGGGAAAUUGUCUUCUAGUUUAUAUAGACAUACCAGCCUUAUCAAUAUGAAAAUACAAGCAAACAGCUCCGGUUGGAGUUUUUUCUUGUUUCUUUUCUUCUUCUUUUUUUUAACUAAAUAAUGUCUGGCCUUUCCACCUUUACUAUUAUGAAAAUCUAAGUAUAUUGGCCUAGAACAGAGGCAAGAAAGAGGAAAACUAAAAAGGUUUCCUUCUGAUAUAGAUGUUAUACCAUUUUCUGAUUAUUAUUUUGUGUUCUAUUAUUCUCACUCUUUGCUUUUGGACGAACUCAUCUAUAACAUAUACAACUUAAUUCUCCCUUCUCUUCUUCUCUUUUUUCUUAUUUUUCAAAAUGGAAACUGUGUUUUAGCUUUGUAGCCUAGGUAGAUACUCCAAUUUUAUUAAUAUGAAAACCCAAUUAGCUAGCUAUGGUUGGAUUGCCCCUUGCUUGAAUCGAAUACUGACCUGGCCCCCUUACCUCUACUAUAAUGAAAAGCAAGUAUAUAGCUUUGGAGAGUGGGUCCAGAACAAAGAUAACAAAGAGGAAAAUUAGCACAAAAAUAUUUCCUGCUUAUUCGAUAUAGACCAUUGCUUGCUUGCUUGAUAUAUAUUGUUCUGUUAUCUUUACUUUCUGCUUUUAGAUUGACUCAUCUAUAAUUUGGAACUGAUGUAUCUGUCCCAUGGUGAACCUGUUAAAGAUUGAUUACUUUCUGUACCCCCUUCCCCUUUACUCUAAAAGCUCAAUAAAAAUUUAUUUAUAUA